Molecule: messenger RNA, 1047 nt
Organism: Panicum virgatum (switchgrass)
Lineage: Eukaryota; Viridiplantae; Streptophyta; Magnoliopsida; Poales; Poaceae
Product: rubredoxin-like
Exons: 1
Coding region: 176-787 (203 amino acids)
Biological process (GO): alkane catabolic process
Cellular component (GO): chloroplast
Molecular function (GO): iron ion binding; electron transfer activity
Source: RefSeq, a predicted model, not a curated record
GUGCACACAUACCUUAUCCACCCGCCGCCUCCUGUCUCCACACUCGGCAGCAGCAUCACGGCAGCGCAUAUCCCCCUCCCAUGCCUCCAUGAUUCGCCACCCCUAAGCCAGCUCCCUAGACCACGGUCGCAGAACAUUAGAGUCGAGAGAGAGGUUGACCACAUCGCCCGUCGCGAUGGCGUUAGCCUGCACAGGCAGGCUAAUCCACCCCGGCAUGGUGUCCAAGAACCCAAGAACGCCACCACCACCGCCGCACUUGCACCUCCACACCCAUAGGCCCGUGGCCAUCACGAUGGCAUCGUCGUCCCAUCAUUUCGCGCUCCACUCCGUCGACGUCUCCAAGGACGACAAGCCGCUGGAGACGCCGCCGCCGCCGCCGACUGCAGAGACCGCUCAGCAAGACGCCGCCGCGCCGUUGCAGCCGGAGGAGGACGACGGCCCGAAGCUGGACCUGCGGCGGUUUGAGGAGAAGUUCGCGGUGCUCAACACGGGGAUCCACGAGUGCCGAUCGUGCGGGUACCGGUACGACCAGGCGGCGGGGGACCCGUCGUACCCGGUGCCGCCGGGCCUGCCGUUCGCGCAGCUGCCCGACGACUGGCGGUGCCCCACGUGCGGCGCCGCGCAGUCCUUCUUCGAGAGCAAGAGCGUCGAGAUCGCCGGGUUCGCGCAGAACCAGCAGUUCGGGCUCGGCGGCAACUCCCUCACCACGGGACAGAAGGGGCUGCUCAUCUACGGCAGCCUCCUCCUCGGCUUCCUCUUCUUCAUCUCCGGCUAUUUCUUGCAAUGAGAACCAUGAUGCAGGCUGCUGCUGCUCCAUGGUAAUAGCCUGCAACGAUGGUCGUCGAUUGAUUCUAGGUGUGAGCUUGCUUGCAUGUUUAAUUGCUAAGUCGAUGUGAAUACACAACUGUAAGCAUCUUCCGUACCAGAGAGAUGGUUAAUUUUGCCGUGAAUGCACUUGGGGUAAAUCUCUGCGAUAAAUGUUAUAGAUUUUGCAAGACCAAUUCAUUUUCUUUUACCAUGGAAAUUAUAGUUUGCGAGGUUGCAAAA